Porites lobata is the source of this 2334-nucleotide messenger RNA. Lineage: Eukaryota; Metazoa; Cnidaria; Anthozoa; Scleractinia; Poritidae. The record is from the annotation of a GenBank genome assembly.
AUGGCGACGUUCUUUGCUCGGAGGACAGUUUUGUCACUCAAUCUUGCAACAUUUUCCAGAAAAUACCGUUUGAUCCCUGUCGUAAGUCGUUGUGUAUGUCUUCCCUAUAAACAUUACCAGCUUGUCAGACAGUGUUCUUCGAUAAAGGAAGGAAGUAUACCUCAGAAUCAAGAAGCUUCGCCAGAUUUGGAGCUCAGUGAGAGCUGCGUAAAGGUCAGGUUGUCUAAUCUCCAUGCUGUUUAACUAUUAUAUUCUAGUUCCUCAGAGCUUUAGAUAAAUAUAAAACGUUGAAAUGCUCUCAAUUUCCAAGAAAGUGUGGUUCAACUUUAUCUCCACGCUUUGCAAGCAAAUAUUAGGGCCAUUUAUACGAGGAAAAAUAAGACGCGAACUUUCCGUAUGAACGGCACAUUUCGUCUAAAAUAAGACGCGACUUAGCUAAGACGCGUCCUAUUUUAGAACAGCCCUUAACACCUGUUCUUAGAUAAGACGCGUCUUAGUUAAGACGAGAAAAACUUCGUACAAAUGACCUUCGCGUCUUACGUAAGACGCGAACGCAUAGUACGCAUGCGUUAAUUUUUGGCACCCCAUGUUGGAUUGCUGUUGCCAUGGGCAACAUUGACAUGAAAACGAGUCAAGGACAGAGAUAAGACGCGAACCAUUUAUACGAACUGUUCUUGUCUUAGAUAAGACAUGCUCUCAUAAAUGGUACAGUUCGCGUGUUAUUUAAGAUGAUCCUUAUGUAAGACGCGUCUUAUUUUUCCUCAUGUAAAUGGCCCUAUGGUCUCUUCAUGUCCAUGAGGAAAAAAAAUCUAAUUGAAUCUGCACGUUGCUACAAGAACCUCUGUGAAAAGUUUUGCGAUUUUAACAUAAUGAGAGUUUUUAGAAUUUUUUUUAGUCAAAAUUGUUUGGCACACUGUCGAUCGUCGAUCUAUAGAGGAAAAUAAGUAAGUGUGCCAGCAACAUGAUGAGUGUAUUACAUUGAAAAAAAAAUUUUCAUAUAUUCAACAACAAAGAACAAAAAAACUGUAAAUACUGGUCAUUUCUGGAGACAGACAUGGUUUUUUGAAUUUCUGUCAGUUUACCAUAGUUUCAAGCUAGAAUAAUACAGUGAAAAACUAAACAAGAUUAAUGUUUUUUCUCAGAGUUCCACAUUUGACAAUUGCCAUAUACUUUUGUCAUGUUGUCAGGUAAACCCAUCAUUAUGCUUAUGAAUUCGGUAAUUUUUUUCCAUUAUAAAGCGACAGUCCACUAAAAUUAAUGAAAGCCAAUUCAGGAACUCACACUAAAUUUCAUCUAGCUGCAAUGUAUCUUACUGGCAUUUUUUGCCUUUUAAAACAUAGUUCGUACAAUCUUCAAAAGGUCUUGAACUCUAGUAGUCGUCUUGAAAAGUCCUUGAAUUUGGUUAAAGUCCUUGAAAAGUACUUGAUUUCUUUAUAAGGUCUUGAAAAGUCCUUGAAAUUCACUACACUGUCCAUGCUCGACACAAUUUUCUGUAAAAUUAGAUUUUUUUGCCGAGGAAAAUUUGGCUCAUCCUUGGUUUAAGAACCAUAAAACUCAAAGGUAACGUGAAAAUAUUUUUGUGCAUGAGCAAUAUAUUAUUUUUGUUUCUUUAUUCGAAUGCUAUUUCUGUCCCUCAGAUGCAAUUGCAAUUGUUGUAUUCAAAUUCAAGCUAAAAAAUUUCAGUAUUGACUCUGGUUUUGACUGCAAAGCUCAUGAAUUUUUUUGUUUGUACUGUCAUUAAUACAUGUCUUCCUUGUAAAGCAGGUUUUCUUAAUUGUUUGUUUCAUUCCAGAAUUCACUCUAGUUUUAUAUGUCUUAAUAUUUAUUUGAUGUCAUCAUAUUACUAAAUAUAAAUUAGUAGUUAGGUAGUUAGAUAUUUUUAAUAUCUAUAGUUUUAUAUUUAAAUUUUAUAAAUACCUGAAGGUAAUUCCAUUUCUAAAGGAAUAAAUUAUUUAUACAGCUAACAUACCAUACCAUAACAAAAAAAUUAGACUGCAUGAAAACUUUAAUAGUGUCUCUACAUUUCCAAGGUUAUAAGUACAUGUAUGCAGUGAAAAUAUUUUCAAAAGCUGUUGUUUAGAAACCAGAUUCCCCUCAGACACCCUACGUCCAAAUUCUAUAAAUGAUUCUUUAGCCUAUAAUAUACCACUGCAUAAUUUGCAGUUUUGUGGAACUGAACUGAAGAUGCCAUUUAUUGUGUUGUAGCAACUCCACAAGAUAUUUGCAGAUGACAAAGAAAGUUUUCUUCGAGUCUCAGUGGAAGGCGGGGGCUGCUCAGGCUUUAUGUACACAUUUGACAUCGACACUGAUAUCAGUGAUGAAGACAGGUUUGUC